Messenger RNA from Nelumbo nucifera (sacred lotus), 1568 nucleotides. Its product is annotated as F-box/kelch-repeat protein SKIP30-like. The record is from RefSeq and is a predicted model, not a curated record. Gene Ontology annotation, molecular function: protein binding. NCBI's taxonomy places the organism in Eukaryota, Viridiplantae, Streptophyta, Magnoliopsida, Proteales, Nelumbonaceae.
UGCUCCCAUUUAUUUCGCGUGCCUGCAGAACGUUUAUGCGCAUAUCUUGAAACGCAAUCCAACGCUACUGCUUCUUUCUUCUGCUUGACCUUUCGAGAGAACUCUGUUCAAAACAGAAGAUCUGAGCACAGAGCAUAAAAAACGCCUUCUUCGAUAUUGUUUGCUUCGUUGGUCUGCGCGAGAUCAUGUUCUCCAUCGUAUCAAGUUUACAGCAGUAGCCUUUGUUCUCCAAUGAAAUAUUAAUUGAAUAAGAUAUAGGAACUUCAUUAUGUCUGGAUUAAUUGAAGGCCUCCCUGACGCAGUUGCUCUCCAAUGCCUUGCACGAGUACCAUUCUACCUCCAUCCCAACUUGAAGCUAGUUUGCCGUUCAUGGAGAGCUGCCCUUAGCAGCCCUGAGCUCUUCAAGGCCCGGCAUGAGGUUGGGACAUCAGAAGAGCUAUUGUGUGUGUGUGCCUUUGAGCCUGAAAAUUUGUGGCAGCUUUAUGAUCCUCUUAGAGAACUCUGGAUGACCAUUCCUGUACUACCCUCACAGAUCAGGCAUCUUGCAUACUUUGGUGUUGUGUCUGUUGGGGGGAAACUGUUUGUGCUUGGUGGGGGCAGUGAUGCUGUUGAUCUAUUGACAGGUGACCAGGAUGGCAUUUUUGCAACUGAUGAGGUUUGGUCAUAUGACCCCAUUCUCUGCCAAUGGGCCCGAAGGGCAUCAAUGCUCGUCCCUCGUGCCAUGUUUGCAUGCUGUGUGUUGGAAGGAAAGAUCAUUGUUGCAGGUGGUUUCACCAAUUUCAGGAAGUCGAUCUCUAAGGCUGAGAUUUAUGACCCUGAGAAGGACACGUGGGUCCCCAUGCUUGAUCUCCAUCAUACUCAUAAUUCAGCAUGCUCAGGGGUGGUGAUUGGUGGUAAGGUGCAUGUGUUGCAUAAGGGGCUAUCAACAGUACAAGUAUUUGAAAAUGCUGAGCACAGAUGGGUAGUUGAGGACUAUGGAUGGCUGCAAGGUCCAAUGGCAUUGGUUCGUGGGGAGCUCUAUGUGUUGAGCCAUGGAGUUAUUUUUAAGCAGGACAAAGAGCAAAGGCUAAGGAAGGUGGUCGCAUCAGCAAUGGACUUCCAGAGCAGAAUUGGGUUUGCAAUGAUCGGGUUGCGGGAUGAACUCUAUGUCGUUGGUGGAGUAAUUGGGCCAGGUCGUUGGAAUGUGGACAUCAAGCCACUAUCUGAUGUGGAUGCUCUGAUGGUUGGGACUGAGAGAGCAACUUGGCGUAGGGUGACACCUAUGACACAAUGUCAUGGUACUAUACUUGGCUGUACAGUGCUCAGGAUUUAGUCAGGAUGACGCUUCAUUGUGAGAACUGAUGUUGCAAUCUUGUGGGUUUUAAUCAGUCUCCAAUUGGAACUAGGAAGGGAGAGGAACAGGGAGUGGACUUUUGGGUGUCAACUUCUGUUUUAUUCGCAAACAAUAUUUUGGCAUUUCUUCAUGUUAUGUGAGAGUUCUGAGAGGAAUUGAUGUUCAGUGAAGCUACAAGGUCGCUUAAUUGGAACUGUUUAGAAAGAAAUUAAUAGAUUGUUCUUUCUUUAUUCUA